CGACUGAUCAGAAUCAUGGAUUCAAGAAAAGUUCUUCUGAUGCUCAUCUGGUUGACAACAUCUUCAUGUCAGCUCUGGAGGACAUCAGGAAUGACAGACAGGCGGCAACCCCCUCCUGCUGCUUCCUUUCUGGAACAACUCCUGAAGAUUGGUGGAAGAGUAAAUGGUAGAGCCGCUCGGGAAUCUGAUCUGGGAUUAGAGGAAAGACCCUCCACAUGGGCACAAUUGGUGCAAGAAAGAGAUCAACUGAACUUGCUCAGAAGCAGCUCUGUUCCUGGACACCGUGUGCCCCGACAACUGUUAGCUUCACCUCCUGCCCGUGGAUGCCAUCUUGGCACUUGCCAGAUCCAGAACCUGGCCAAUCUACUUUACCGUUAUGGGGGCAAUAACCAAAAAGAAGAAUCCCACAAGAACAACAAGGGAACAAAUGAUCCCAUGGGCUAUGGGCGUAGGAAACGCAGGGCAGCUGGCCAUGGAGUAUCCAGUCCCACUUAAAAGAUGUUUUGAGGAUGAGAGAAAGAUGGGCACCCACAUGAAUCAGGUUCUGGACACCUGCAAAGAUCAGAGAAAGAGGCUGGAUGAUCCCAGCGCUCAGAGGCCAUGCUACGAAACAGCAGUGGACAUUCUGGGUGAAUAUGGCCAUCAUCUGAGAUGAAGGAUGGCAACUCUCUUCUGCCUUUUUACCUCCAUCUCAGUUUAGAUUUGGUUCCUUGUGUUUUCCUGAAAUUUCAACAGCAUGCAGUCUUCAGAGAGAUUGCCUGUUUCUGCUCUGGCCUGAGCUGUUCUAGUAGAGUGGAGUUACAUUUGUAUUUGCACCAGAUCACAUCAAGAGCCCACUAUCCAUUGGGGCACAGAAUGCACAUGAAUAUGCUCUAAUAAACCACAGAGACAGAGAGAGCAAAGGGGUUUGGGAUCUCCAGAAAGAUACUGAAACAGCCAUGACUUGUUUCUGCAAAAGAGAAAUUGAUAUUAACACCAUGUUAGCACUGUGGACGGUGGGGGUGGGGUUUAAAUCAAACAAUUUCCCUGGGGCAUUUCUGUCUUGUUGGAUUCUGUGUUUCAUCUGUGCAUAAUGGAUUUCUUUUGAGAGGAGCUUGUAAGUAAACAGACUGAUCGAUU
Molecule: messenger RNA, 1119 nt
Organism: Pantherophis guttatus
Lineage: Eukaryota; Metazoa; Chordata; Lepidosauria; Squamata; Colubridae
Source: RefSeq, a predicted model, not a curated record